GACGUCAUAAAAAUACUUUUUUUCAUCUCAGUGCAAUGAGAACCAAGUGCGGUUGCGUAUUUUAGUUCUCCUGCUGAUUUGAGUUAAGUUGUGAAAUUCUUCGCGUUAAGUUCAUUGAUUCAUUGCGAAAAUGAUAGGCUUGAUGUUAGUGACCACUGGGGUACUCCAGGACUUAAUGACGAGGUCUAUCAACGUCCUGCUGAGGUCAGUCGCAGUGUCAGCGCAGACUGUCAGGCCCAAGACUAUUGCGUGCAAGACAGACAUGCGCAGUGGCUCUGACGUGGCUGCUGAGUCCGAGACGAAGCCGGAGAGUCGCGAGAGUCUAAAUGGACCAGGCGCAUGCGCACCUACGGGUGAGGCCCCACAGACCAGUGUAGCAGGGAAGUCCGCAUCACCGGCAGAUGUUGUAGGGCGACCUGCACCGGCCAACCUGCCCCGUCCAAGCUCCUCGGUGCCUACCCCUGCACCGUCUGCAGACGGCCGGGAUGGACAGGGUUCAGCUGACAAGAGUGGUGCGAGGAAGAAGGUGACAUUCGCACCGUCUACAGACGACCUGGAUGCUCAGCCUUCAGCUGACAAGAGUGGUGCUAAGAAGAAGGUAACCUUCGCACCGUCUACAGAUGGUCAGGAUGCACAGCGUCAAAACAACAAGAGUGGUGCCAGAAAGAAGGAAACCUUUGGCGGGAUGAAGUCCGGGUUUCUGUCUGGUGGCACAGCCGGCGGAACAAAGCUGAAGGCGAAGGAAGCGCAGAAAGUGGGGAAGAUGAGAAGAGGAGGCAGAAAGUCUCGGGAGUCGGCCAAGUCUCGGGAGGCGGCAAAGUCUCGGGAGAAGAAAAAGUCUUACGAGAAGAAGGCGGCUGAGCAGGCCCGGUUGGAGCAGGAGGCGGCGCAGAGGUAUGAAGCGUACGCGAUGGCGAGCAUGCUGACCACCUGGCCGAACGUACGGAUCGGCACCGGCGUGUCUGCGGCAGGGUACCCGCUGACGCCGAACCUGGUGUUCCGUGCGCCGGUGGAUGCACCCGAGCAGACCGGCUGAUUAUGCAUCUUUCUUAUCUGAGAGAUGAUAUUAUCAAGAUCAUUAUACAAUAUUCUUGAUAUUAUAUAACGUUAGUAUAUGUAUAUUAAAUGUUGACGAAUAUGUAUCUAUACUCACUGUUUUGUCAUGUUAAGUCUAGUAUGUCUCAGCUGUAAGUGAUGGCUUAAAUAUACAUGUUUUUAAUAUUACAUUGUAACCAUGUAUUGUACAUGUAGGUUUUACCACUUUAAGGAUGGAUGUUAGAAUUGCCUUUCACAGAGCUUCAUAACUAUAAAGUUUAAGGCAUAUCGGUGGCUGCUGCUAACUCAAACUGUCCCCUUGAAAGUUUAGGACUGUAACCUUGAAAGUUUAGGACUGUCUCUUUGAAAGUUGAUGUCCCCAUUCUGUUAGCCGAUGUGACGUUGUGACUUAGACAUUAGAAUAAAAGAACAUGUUAUUUUUGUCAUGA
Messenger RNA from Branchiostoma floridae (Florida lancelet), 1484 nucleotides. RefSeq names its product MAP7 domain-containing protein 1-like. The transcript has 3 exons. Lineage: Eukaryota; Metazoa; Chordata; Leptocardii; Amphioxiformes; Branchiostomatidae. Bases 131 to 1036 code for a protein of 301 amino acids. The record is from RefSeq and is a predicted model, not a curated record.